UCGCCCAUUGCUGCGCGAGCAGUGUCAUUUUCCUUUCUCGGGUGGUGUCUUGAAGAACAAUAAGAGAUUGGACUCGGGAAAAUCAAUGGCUCAAUUCAAGAUACGUUCCACCAACCUAUCCACAAUUGAUGAGAUGAAGAUUGUUCGCCAUUUUGAUCGAACCGCCUGA
Acaulospora morrowiae is the source of this 169-nucleotide messenger RNA. NCBI's taxonomy places the organism in Eukaryota, Fungi, Glomeromycota, Glomeromycetes, Diversisporales, Acaulosporaceae. The record is from the annotation of a GenBank genome assembly.